Cylas formicarius (sweet potato weevil) is the source of this 957-nucleotide messenger RNA. It is a transcript of the gene H2.0, whose product is annotated as H2.0-like homeobox protein. Bases 111 to 806 code for a protein of 231 amino acids. Gene Ontology annotation, molecular function: sequence-specific DNA binding; DNA-binding transcription factor activity, RNA polymerase II-specific. Gene Ontology annotation, biological process: regulation of DNA-templated transcription. The record is from RefSeq and is a predicted model, not a curated record. NCBI's taxonomy places the organism in Eukaryota, Metazoa, Arthropoda, Insecta, Coleoptera, Brentidae. The transcript is spliced from 4 exons.
UGCUUAUUAAGCCUAGUGGCGCGUGGAACUCGAAUUCUUGCGGAACGCGAGUGAAGGGGACGCUUGUGUGUGAGAUACUUGUUGUGAGUGCGAUUUCGAAGGGCCAUAAAAUGGACAACUGCACUACGGAGCGUCACAUGCCAAACAUAGAAAAAGGACCGGCGAAGCUGAAAUUUGGCAUCGAUAGGCUGCUCUCCGCUGAGUACUCAAGAAAGUUGAAUUGCGAAAACGGCAACAACAACUCGACGAUAUCCAAGCCGCUUCCGCAGAUGGCAGUACCCUGUUCAGACUGCGUCACGUCUUUGUUCAGGUGCUGCAGACUGGGUUCAGGUAGAAGCUGUCAGCACGAUCAUUUACCCGGACUGCCGAGGUACCUCGAGUGCCCUGGAUAUGGGUCGUCUGGAAAUAAUAGCACCACUUAUGCUGUUCAGCCGAUAAGACCUUUUGCAACCCGCCCUGCUCCGAGGAUGACGAUUCAUCACACUCCUUCCCCACCCCAGGGUCUCACGAGCGGCAACGGAUCCAGCAAAAGGAAACGUUCGUGGUCCAGGGCGGUCUUUAGCAAUCUGCAGAGGAAAGGUUUGGAGAGGCGCUUUCAACUUCAAAAGUACAUCACGAAACCAGAUCGGCGGCAACUAGCCGCUACCUUAGGCCUCACCGACGCUCAAGUAAAAGUAUGGUUUCAGAAUAGAAGAAUGAAGUGGAGGCACUCGAAGGAGAACUCAAAAUCGGGGGAAAACAACGCCGACUCCUCCCAAGAAGAGCUCCAGAUAGACGUCGACACUGUGAGCGACGACAUUGACUGAACUUACUCGAAGAAUCGAGAUUUCGAGCAUAAAGCCAAAAAGUACAAAAGUUAUUCGAAUUGUGUAAAUAUUAAUUGAUAACUUGAUAAGAAUAAGUUCUUCUGUUGUGUCGAUUUUUUGUCCAAAAUUCAUGUGAUAAAAAUAAACAGUG